This is a messenger RNA of Saimiri boliviensis boliviensis (Bolivian squirrel monkey), 2973 nucleotides long. The record is from RefSeq and is a predicted model, not a curated record. NCBI's taxonomy places the organism in Eukaryota, Metazoa, Chordata, Mammalia, Primates, Cebidae.
AGUGUGCCUUUGUGAGGGUGUGUGUGUGCCGCCGGGUCUGUGCAGUGGGUGUGGGUGUUUGCCUCCCUGUAUCCGCCUUCUCUCCCGUCCUGGACUUUUAGCCUUCCUGGGCUCGCCUUCCUCAUGUCCUUCCUCCUCCGUCUUGGGGCUCAAACUGGGUGCCCUGGUGGAGGAGGGGAGCACACUCCAGAACCUAGUCCAACCCCAGACGCUGCCUGAGGCUUCCCUCCAGCUCCCCUCCCUUCCUUUUCUCCCUUUCCUCCCUCCCUCUCUUUCCCUUUCUCCCUCCCCCCUAAGGCUGGCGUGCCAGGGGGUGGGACAUGCCAAUCACUGGCUGUGCCUCUCCCGCUGCCAGCACAGGGCGCAGCUCCCCCCGGGAGCCAGGUGUUUGGGUCCCUGGAGACGCCGCCGGCCCCCAGGGAGGCAGUGGGGCUGAGGACCCUACAGACCCCUCUUCAGCCCCAUGGUGAUGACUUUCCUCUGAGGAAGCCCUGCAGCCUGCCUGGAGGAAGGGGCUCCCCAACCCCAGCCCCACCUAGCCACCAUGAACACCUCAGCCCCACCUGCUGUCAGCCCCAAUAUCACCGUCCUGGCACCAGGAAAGGGUCCCUGGCAAGUGGCCUUCAUUGGGAUCACCACGGGCCUCCUGUCACUGGCCACCGUGACAGGCAACCUGCUGGUACUCAUCUCCUUCAAGGUCAACACGGAGCUCAAGACAGUCAAUAACUACUUCCUGCUGAGCCUGGCCUGCGCUGACCUCAUCAUCGGUACCUUCUCCAUGAACCUCUACACCACAUACCUGCUCAUGGGCCACUGGGCUCUGGGCACGCUAGCUUGUGACCUCUGGCUGGCCCUGGACUAUGUGGCCAGCAACGCCUCCGUGAUGAAUCUGCUGCUCAUCAGCUUUGACCGCUACUUCUCCGUGACUCGGCCCCUGAGCUACCGCGCCAAGCGCACACCCCGCCGGGCAGCUCUGAUGAUCGGCCUGGCCUGGCUGGUUUCCUUUGUCCUCUGGGCCCCAGCCAUCCUCUUCUGGCAGUACCUGGUCGGGGAGCGGACAGUGACGGCGGGGCAGUGCUACAUCCAGUUCCUCUCCCAGCCCAUCAUCACCUUUGGCACAGCCAUGGCCGCCUUCUACCUCCCGGUCACGGUCAUGUGCACGCUCUACUGGCGCAUCUACCGGGAGACAGAGAACCGAGCACGGGAGCUGGCAGCCCUUCAGGGCUCUGAGACGCCAGGCAAAGGGGGUGGCAGCAGCAGCAGCUCAGAGAGGUCUCAGCCAGGGGCCGAGGGCUCCCCAGAGACUCCUCCAGGCCGCUGCUGUCGCUGCUGCAGGGCCCCCAGGCUGCUGCAGGCCUACAGCUGGAAGGAGGAAGAGGAAGAGGAUGAAGGCUCCAUGGAGUCCCUCACAUCCUCAGAGGGAGAGGAGCCUGGCUCCGAAGUGGUGAUCAAGAUGCCCAUGGUGGACCCCGAGGCGCAGGCCCCCACCAAGCAGCCCCCACGGAGCUCCCCAAAUACAGUCAAGAGGCCGACCAAGAAAGGGCGCGAUCGAGCCGGCAAGGGCCAGAAGCCCCGAGGGAAGGAGCAGCUGGCCAAGCGGAAGACCUUCUCGCUGGUCAAGGAGAAGAAGGCGGCUCGGACCCUGAGUGCCAUCCUCCUGGCUUUCAUCCUCACCUGGACGCCGUACAACAUCAUGGUGCUGGUGUCCACCUUCUGCAAGGACUGUGUUCCUGAGACCCUGUGGGAGCUGGGCUACUGGCUGUGCUACGUCAACAGCACCAUCAACCCCAUGUGCUACGCACUCUGCAACAAAGCCUUCCGGGACACCUUUCGCCUGCUGCUGCUUUGCCGCUGGGACAAGAGACGCUGGCGCAAGAUCCCCAAGCGCCCUGGCUCCGUGCACCGCACCCCCUCCCGCCAAUGCUGAUGGUCCCUCUCCUGCAUCGCUCCACCCCAGUCCCCGGGAGAGGCCGGAGGGAAGCGGGCAGGGGCUGCAUCCUCAGCCCCAGAGCCCCGCGCAGGCCUCACCUGGCCUCCCAAGCCCCUGGGUCACCUUGCUGGGCAACCCAGAGGGACCCUGCCAACUUUCCAGACUUUGCUAUUCCCAGGCAGGGAGGGAAACCUGGGGAACUGGUUUUUCUGUUCCCUGCUGGGUGGGAAUGGGCUCUUCACCAGGAAGAAGGCCCGGGAGGAGGAUCCGGGCUUUGGACUCCUUGUUUGCCUUUAGGCAGGAAGUCAGGAGCCAGCAGGGCGGGCCAGGAGAAAGAGGGCUUAACCUUACAGUAUUCCUUGGCCCAGGGGCGGCCCGCAUUGCGGGGUGAGAUGGCGCCCCCUGGGGGACACAGCCGGGAACUGAACGGACCACUGGGAGAAAAGCUUGACUACAGGGAGCUGGGGAGCCCGGAUGGGGGAAUCCCCUCGCUUCAUAGGCAGAGCCCGCCCAGCUGGGCCCUAGGCAUACGUUCCAGGAUUGUCCAGACCCCCUACAGAUGUCCCCAGAGGGUCCCUAGGUGGGUCACCUCCAAGGCAAAUGUCCAAGCAUCAGCAGGAUGACACUGGAAGGGACCAGCUUGGCUAGUCACACAUCAAGUCCCAAGGCAGCAGGACCAGGAGCCGGGUGUCCUGACCGUCCUACGAUAUCAUUUCCCUGGGAGUGGGAGUCAAGUGUGCCUGCUGUCCAUACCCCUGCCCCAGAGAAGCCUCAGUCCCUCCCUCCUGGCUCACAGCCGCCACCUGGACAGACCUGCUCCCUGCAGACCUAGCCAGGCCUCCCGCAUGCUGCCUGCUCUGGCCCUGCCCCACACAGGCCUGGCCCAGCCAGCAGGUUCUCUCCAGUGAGCUCCCCAAUCCAACCCAUGCAUGGCCUCCCAGCCACCCGGAUCUCCAGGCCCAGCCUGGCCCCAAAUGUUCUUUCCUUUCAUCCUCAGCAAGUGCUGAGUCUGUGAAUAAAGCCACAUAAGCAGCGGGCACUAA